AUGGUGAUUGCCGGUGCGCCUGAGCCGUCGCCAGAGCUCGUUGCCGCCUGGUCGGCUGCGGCUGCCAAGCCUCAGGCAGAGCCCGAAAGGGCGACCAUGGCGACAAAGCCCCCUCUACCGCCGGCUCCGAAACACGUGACAACAGUCGCUAAAAAGACUCCUCCCCACGCACCCGCGGGUCUCCUUGCCGCGUCGGAGACUGACCCGUCUGCCCCCGCUGCUGUUCCGUCUACUCCGCCUGCGGCCCCUAGCCCCUCGGCUCCCCUUGUCGCGCGGUCGGCGUCUACCCAUGUUGGGGGUGCUGCUGGUCUCCCUGCGCCUGUCCUUGGCGCCCCUGUUGCACCGCCCGCUUCUGUCCCCGCCGUGCCUGCUCCGGCCUCUGCUUCGUCACCGAAGGCGGCGUCCGCCACCACUGGCGGAUCGGCUCCGUUGGUUGAGCCCUCGGCGGCGGGUCCGUCCGCCCCUGCUGUGACGCCGAUGGCCCUGGCGGGUCAAGCGUCACGCCCGCCGUCGCCCGACCGUCGCUCGUCGCGCCCCCAUUCCCCCGCUCCCCACCAGGAGCGCAAGUCGGGUCCCCGUGCUCGUGGCGGGGGUGGGGGGUAUCGUUCGCCCGUGACGAUGGCGGAUCUUCAGCGGGAAGUGUCGAGGGCGGUUCGAGAGGAGAGGGCGGCGCAGAGCCAGAGCAGUUCGAUGCGCGCCUCGCCAGCCCUUGAGGCUCCUCGUCCGGCCGCGCUCCCCGCGAACCCGCAGCAUGUUGCUGCGCCUCCUCCUCAGAUCCUUGCGCCGCCAGCUCCUUCUCCUGCUGUCUCGGCACCUGCUCCCGGCUCUCGUCUUCAUCUGCUGCCGGUUCCGCCCGUUGCGGGAGUGGAGUUUGUGGCCACGGAUGGUGGCACGGUGGCGGCUCCGUAUGCUCUCCCAGUUGAUGCAGAUGAGUCGCUCCAGUUCCUGGCGGAGGCACUCCAGCCUCCGCAGACCCGUGUUCCCGAGGCGACACUCGGCCAGCUCCACCGCCUCGCGGAGAGUCUCCACGCGCUGCUGUUGAUUCAGGUCCUUGCUCAUUCCUCUCUCCCCGUGAUCCCUCCUGAGACCUUCCGUGGCCGCCAGCGUGACACUUGCAUGGACGCGGCGGACCAGCUCGUAGUGCUGCUGGCGCCCGUGCUGGCUGCGCCCGCGGAGGGUGGCGCUGCUGCUGCGGGACAGCUUGACGAGGCUGUCCGGGGCUUGAGGUGGCACUUGCGCGCUGUAUGA
Molecule: messenger RNA, 1248 nt
Organism: Closterium sp. Naga37s-1
Lineage: Eukaryota; Viridiplantae; Streptophyta; Zygnematophyceae; Desmidiales; Closteriaceae
Source: the annotation of a GenBank genome assembly